AACCGCGUGCGCUGCGCGGCAUCGAUCUCGCUCCUCCUUCGCACUGCGCGCGCUAGGCCCAUAGCUCUGCCCUCUGCUCCCCUGGCCGUACGCAGGCGGCGCGCGCCCAACGAUAUAUAACACGAGCCGGCAAGGCCAAUCCAGCUAUCCAACACAGGCGAACCAGCAUUCGAGCGAGCGAGAGAUGGCGAAGAAGCAGGAGGCAUGGAGGAGGGGCGGCUUCGUGAGGCGAUACACCAGGUCUAGCGUGCCGAGGAUGAGGUGGACCGCCGAGCUCGAGAGCGGCUUCGUGCGAGCCGUCGAUCGCCUCGGCAGCCGCGACAGCGCCAAGGUGACUCCUAAGCGCAUUCUCGAGCUCAUGGAUGUCCAAGGGCUCACCAUAUCCCAUGUCAAGAGCCACCUUCAGAUGUACAGAUGCACACCGCAUGGCAAUAAAGGAAAGCAAGGUGGCGGAGGUGCCAAAAAUCCUUGUGCCUUCCUUCCUGCAGAGAUGCAGCCACAACUUGGUCUCAAGAAUCACCCGUUUGCCACCGACGAGCGAGGCUCCGAAGGACUCACAUUCCCACCCAUGAAAAGGGUGGACAGGUCCAAGGCAGGGGCAGAGACUGCAGCCUCAUGCAAGAGCAUGCAAGGAAACAGUGAUACGAGGGUGAUGAUUCCUGGCAACCGGCGCUGCAUCGAUGAUUACUUGCAACAGCAUGCAAUGUCGUCCGUGGGCAGGAUGAGGAACGUAAACGAGGGCCUCCGACGGCACAGCGCUGCUGCUGCUGCUGCAAGCCUCCAGGAAUUAGGAUCUUGGGUGCAAGGCCCAGAGGCCUCUAAGGAUAGCAAACCGGGAGCAGUCCGUCGUCUGAACCAUACGGCGAGACAGUUACCUUCCAUGGAGAGCUACGAGAGUACGUGCUUCCUGUUCAGCAGUGCAACGGGCGGAAACUGUGAGACGGCGGCUUACUUGGGGGCCAACGAAUGCUCGCCGUCGCCGUGGUUCGCCGUGAAAGAUGUGUCCCCCUGGCCCAGCGAGAGCAGCUGCGUGCUCUCGCGAUCGUCGAGGAGCUUCAGCGACUCCUCGGGGCCUCCGGGCUGCAGCUUUGCUGCGCAGGGAAUUAACCUGGAACUUUCCCUGUCGAUACCUGGAUUGUAGUUUAGGACAUUACGCAUGCUCUCUCUUUUUGUAGGCCGGUUUCAGCAUUGGGUUCUCCGUUCUCAUGUUUGUUUCAGCUGAUCGCUCGGUGUUGUUUUUGUUGGUAGUUCUCCAAGCAUGCCGCA
Molecule: messenger RNA, 1266 nt
Organism: Hordeum vulgare subsp. vulgare (domesticated barley)
Lineage: Eukaryota; Viridiplantae; Streptophyta; Magnoliopsida; Poales; Poaceae
Product: myb family transcription factor MOF1-like
Exons: 6
Coding region: 185-1141 (318 amino acids)
Molecular function (GO): DNA binding; DNA-binding transcription factor activity
Source: RefSeq, a predicted model, not a curated record